This is a messenger RNA of Thamnophis sirtalis, 540 nucleotides long. NCBI's taxonomy places the organism in Eukaryota, Metazoa, Chordata, Lepidosauria, Squamata, Natricidae. The record is from RefSeq and is a predicted model, not a curated record.
AUGACGGAUCUUCGAGUUAUUUCGCACUGCGUGGUGGGCACCCCGUGCUACAUCUCCCCGGAGCUGUGCGAAGGGAAGCCCUACAACCAGAAGAGCGACAUCUGGGCCCUGGGCUGCGUCCUCUAUGAACUGGCCAGCCUGAAGAGGGCCUUCGAGGCAGCCCCCAAGAUCGUGGAGGCCCUGCUGGGCUACGAGAUCGCGCAGGCCGCCUGUGGCGCCUCCCACGUCCUGGCCCUCUCCAGCGAAGGGGAGGUCUUUGCCUGGGGCCGGGGGGACAAUGGGCGCCUGGGCCUGGGGAACCAGGAGCCCCACAGCUCCCCACAGCUGGUGCCCCUUCCCGCCGGCUACGAAGCCCAGAAGGUCCUGUGCGGCAUCGACGCCUCCAUGAUCCUCACCUCCGGCCACCAGAUUCUGGCCUGUGGAAGCAACAGGUACAACAAGCUUUGCCAGGACAGGACGGUGUCCCCGGGGGAGCCCCUCCCGGCGGUGGCUGCGGCUGCUGCUGACCAGAUUCAAAGUUAUGACAGUGGGAAAAGUUAA